This is a messenger RNA of Knipowitschia caucasica, 948 nucleotides long. The record is from the annotation of a GenBank genome assembly. Lineage: Eukaryota; Metazoa; Chordata; Actinopteri; Gobiiformes; Gobiidae.
AUGAGUUUUCAUUACGGACAGGGUUAUCCCGGAGGCAACGAUCCUCCCGGUGCUCCUCCACACAGUGGUCCCUACGCGCCCCCUCCGCCUCAUGCUCCGUACGGAGGUGCACAGCCCCCCGGGGCACCCUAUGGAGGGAGUUACGGUGUCCCGGGACAUGGGGGUCAUUAUGGGCACGGGCAUGCUCCCGGGGGACCCUACAGUGGGUAUGGGGGGCAACCUCAGGGCGGACAUUAUGGACACCACGCACCACAAGCUAACGUGCCUCAUGGCGUGAACCCUGAAGCUUACCAAUGGUUCCACAGUGUAGACUCCGACCGCAGCGGCUAUAUCAACAUGAAAGAAAUGAAGCAGGCGCUGGUCAACUCCAACUGGUCUGCCUUCAAUGAUGAGACCUGCCUGAUGAUGAUCAACAUGUUUGACAAGACAAAAACGGGGCGCAUCGACAUGUUUGGAUUCUCUGCACUGUGGGAGUUCAUGCAGCGCUGGAGAGCUCUGUUUCAGCAGUACGACAGGGACCGCUCAGGCUGCAUCAGCGGCACAGAGCUGCACCAAGCUCUUGCGCAGAUGGGCUACAACCUGAGCCCGCAGUUUACCGAGACGCUGGUGCAACGCUUCAGUGUGAGGAGUGCGCGGCCCGGGAUUCAGCUGGACCGCUUCAUCCAGGUCUGCACCCAGCUCCAGAGCAUGACCGAGGUGUUCCGGGAGAGGGACACCAGCCGCUCUGGCAACAUCCGCAUGAACUAUGAGGACUUCCUAAGCAGCGCCGUAACGAGGCUCAUGCUGACGUUCCCCCUUUGGCCGGCAGGUGGUGCUAUAGACGAAGAGGCGCUACUUCUUUCUGCGGCAUUGACCAAUCACAAGAGAGCGCGGAAGUGGCAGCUCUGCUAUCAGCGUGCUUCUGGUAAAGGUGCCUUUUUCAUCGAUCAGACAGAAUAUCUUGAGUGA